Molecule: messenger RNA, 4758 nt
Organism: Sinocyclocheilus grahami
Lineage: Eukaryota; Metazoa; Chordata; Actinopteri; Cypriniformes; Cyprinidae
Gene: abcc3
Product: ATP-binding cassette, sub-family C (CFTR/MRP), member 3
Exons: 24
Coding region: 256-4305 (1349 amino acids)
Biological process (GO): transmembrane transport
Cellular component (GO): membrane
Molecular function (GO): ATP binding; ATP hydrolysis activity; ABC-type transporter activity
Source: RefSeq, a predicted model, not a curated record
UCUGAACCAAACCAAGCCAAGCCAAGGGGGUAAGAGAGUACAGUUUCGGACGUCACAACGCGCUCCCCGGGGGAGGAGGGUUAGGAACCGGCCGCACAACUAAUAACAGAUUAUCGGCUGUCCGUCGAUGCAGUGUGUUUCGUCUAUGUGCGCGCGUAUGAGCGUGUGUUUGAGUUGCGUGCAAGAACAAAAGCGCAGCAAAGAAAAGCAGCCACAUCCUCCUGUCGGCUAAAGGAAGAGCUCCGUUGAAUAGUGAUGAAGCACUUAUGCGGCAAUCUGACAUUCUGGGACUCCAAUCUCACGAAGCACACAAACCUGCCGGAUCUCCCAGCAUGCUUUCAGCUGUCUGUCCUGCCAUGGACUCCCUGCAUCUUCCUGUGGCUCGCGUCUCCUUUCUAUAUCCUCUACCUCAAGAGGAACAACAGAGGCUACAUCAUGAUGUCUAUAUUGAACAGAAUCAAAACGGUUCUCGGCUUGAUAUUGUGGAUCGUAUGCUGGACAGACCUGUUUUCUUCAUUUCACGAGAUGAGCCAGAAUCAGUCUAAACCCCCAAUAUAUUUCGUUACUCCUCUAAUAGUUGGCAUGACAAUGCUGUUAGCCACGUUCCUGAUCCAGUAUGAGAGGCUGAAGGGAGUGCAGUCGUCCGGUGUGCUAUUCAUAUUUUGGACGAUCUCAGUGUUGUGUGCCAUCGUGCCUUUCCGCUCCAAAAUCGUGUAUCAGAAUGGGGUCGAAGACAAGCUGAGGUUCACCAUGUUCUACAUUUACUUCGGCCUCACCCUGAUUCAACUCAUCCUAUCAUGCUUCAAUGAAAAGCCUCCUCUCUUCUCCAGCGUGGUCACAGAUCCUAAUGCUUGUCCAGAAAUUACUGCUGGUUUCCUCUCCAAAAUGACCUUUUGGUGGUUUACUAGCAUGGCGAUCAAAGGCUAUAAAUCCCCACUGGAGAAUAAAGAUCUCUGGUCGCUGAACAAGCAAGACAGUUCAGAGCUGGUGGUUCCCAAUCUGCUUAAUGAAUGGGAGGUGGAGAAAUCCAAAGCACAGAGUGAGCCGAGCGUGAAGGAGCAGGCCGCGUUUAGGAAGGCAGGCCCGGGCGCUGAACCCAACCAUAUGAGCGUCAAUCCGGAGGAGGAAGAGGAGGAGGAGGAGGUCCUGCUGUCCAAGCGGAAGGAGGUGCGGCAGCCUUCGUUCCUGCGGGCCCUUCUCAGGGCCUUCGGGCCCUACUUCCUCAUCGGCUCCGCUUUCAAACUGCUGCAGGAUCUCAUUACCUUCGUGAACCCUCAGCUGCUCAGGUUGUUGAUCGACUUCACCAAACAGACCAAUGCCCCGCUGUGGUGGGGUUACUCGCUGGCGUUCCUGAUGUUCGGCACUUCCCUCUUACAGACCCUCAUCUUACAUCAGCACUUUCAGUACUGCUUUGUCACAGGCAUGAGGCUGCGCUCGGGAAUCAUCGGAGCCAUUUACAGGAAGGCUCUGGCGAUCACGAACGAGGCCAAGCGCUCGUCGACGGUGGGUGAGGUGGUGAACCUGAUGUCUGUGGAUGCCCAGCGCUUCAUGGAUCUCACCACUUUCCUGAACAUGCUGUGGUCAGCGCCGCUGCAGAUCAUCCUGGCGCUCUUCUUCCUCUGGCAGGUACAGCGCCACACAUUUCAAUACAUUUACACGCUUCCUCUACCUUCUGUUGUUCAAACGAUAAUCAUAUUCAUACAGAAUGUGUGGCAGGUUUUGUUCUUAAAAGAGAUGGCUCUGGCGAUCACGAACGAGGCCAAGCGCUCGUCGACGGUGGGUGAGGUGGUGAACCUGAUGUCUGUGGAUGCCCAGCGCUUCAUGGAUCUCACCACUUUCCUGAACAUGCUGUGGUCAGCGCCGCUGCAGAUCAUCCUGGCGCUCUUCUUCCUCUGGCAGUCAGUCACUCGUGACUUAUUCACAGUACAGCACGGCUUCUCGUACCUUAUUGCUUACAAAUCUGUUUAUGUGCAGUGUCAUGUAAUGUGGUUAUCAGCGUGUCAUGUAAUUAAUGGUGUGUGUGUGCAGGGCAUCAAUCUGUCCGGCGGUCAGCGGCAGAGAGUGAGUUUGGCCAGAGCGCUGUACAGUGAAGUGGACGUCUAUCUGCUGGACGAUCCUCUGUCCGCCGUCGACGCUCACGUCGCCAAACACAUCUUUGACAAUGUCAUCGGGCCUGAAGGAGCCCUCAAGGGAAAGACGCGGAUACUGGUGACCCACGGGAUCAGCUUCCUGCCGCAGGUGGACAACAUCCUGGUGAUGGUGGACGGGCGCGUGUCAGAAAUGGGCUCCUACCAGGAUCUGCUCAAGCAGAAUGGAGCUUUUGCAGAGUUCCUCAGAAACUACUCUCUCGAGGAUAUCAUCGAAGUCGAUGAAGUCACCGUGUCAUUGGUUGAUGAGGAGGAGGAGGAGGAGUUUCCUGAAGAUGCUCUCAGUAAUCACACAGAUAUGGUGGAUAACGAGCCUGUAGUCAACGAGGCGCGCAGACAGUUCAUGAGUUAUUUAUUAUUGAGAAUGUUAAGCACUUGCUUUGACUCCUCUAGAGUGUCUUCUCAGGAUGUGUGUGUGUUGUGUGUGUUGCAGGUGAAGUUUAAGGUGUACUGGGAGUAUGCGAAGGCCGUGGGGCCGUUCCUGUCACUCUUCAUCUGUUUCCUGUACGGCUGUCAGAGCGCCGCCUCCAUCGGAGCAAACUUCUGGCUGAGCGAGUGGACGAACGACGCGCAGCACAACCGGACGCAGGAACAAGUGUCCAUGAGGGUGGGGGUGUACGCCGCGCUGGGCAUUUCACAAGGCGUCCUGGUUAUGUUUUCCUCCUUUACUCUGGCUCUGGGGAAAAUCCAGGCCGCACGCAAGCUGCAUCAGACCCUGCUGGACAACAAAUUUCACACGCCCCAGUCUUUCUUUGACACCACCCCCAUAGGCCGGAUCAUCAACCGCUUCUCCAAGGACAUUUACGUGAUCGAUGAGGUCCUCCCGUCCACCAUCCUCAUGUUCCUGGGCACCUUCUUUGCCUCUCUGUCCACCAUGAUUGUUAUCAUUUGCAGUACGCCCAUAUUCGCGCUGGUCAUUGGCCCUCUGGCUUUGAUUUACUUCUUUGUGCAGAGAUUUUAUGUAGCCACGUCUCGGCAGCUUAAGAGACUGGAGUCUGUCAGUAGGUCUCCUAUAUAUUCUCAUUUUUCGGAGACCAUCACAGGCACUAGCGUGAUCCGAGCCUACGGGCGAAACGCUGCUUUUGUUCUCAUGAGCGAUAUGAAAGUGGAUGAGAACCAAAAGAGUUACUACCCUGGUAUUGUUUCCAACAGGUGGUUGGGGGUUCGCAUCGAGUUUAUCGGCAAUUGCAUUGUGCUGUUUGCUGCUCUGCUUGCUGUGAUUGGGAAGGACAAACUCAGCCCCGGAUUGGUCGGUCUGUCCGUGUCAUAUGCUCUACAGGUCACAAUGUCUCUAAAUUGGAUGGUGAGGAUGACCUCUGACCUCGAGAGCAACAUAGUAGCAGUGGAGAGAGUGAAGGAGUAUUCAGAGACGCAGACUGAGGCUCCAUGGAUAGUGACGGACAAGCAGCCUCCUCCAGACUGGCCUCCGAAGGGAAACGUGGAGUUCGUAGACUACAGCGUGAGGUAUCGCGAGGGACUGGACCUGGUGCUGAGGAACAUCUCGCUGAAGGUCGAAGGAGGAGAGAAGAUCGGUAUCGUGGGACGGACAGGUGCCGGAAAGUCCUCCAUGACUCUGUGUCUGUUCCGUCUCCUGGAGGCGGCGGAUGGAGAGAUCGUGAUCGACGAGGUGAAGAUCUCUGAGAUCGGCCUUCAUGACCUCCGCUCCAAACUCACCAUCAUCCCUCAGGAGCCCGUCCUGUUCUCCGGGACUCUGCGGAUGAACCUCGAUCCCUUUGAGAAAUACAGUGAUGAAGAAGUGUGGAAAGCACUGGAACUCUCUCAUCUGAAGAGGUUUGUCAGCAACCAGACGUCCAAGCUCGACCUGGAGUGCUCCGAAGGAGGAGAAAACCUCAGUGUGGGUCAGAGGCAGCUGGUGUGUUUGGCACGAGCUUUACUGAGGAAGACCAGGAUCCUGGUCCUGGAUGAAGCCACGGCUGCCGUCGAUCUGGAGACGGACGAUCUCAUCCAGUCCACCAUCCGCACACAGUUCGAGGACUGCACCGUUUUCACCAUCGCUCACAGACUCAACACCAUCAUGGACUACACCAGAGUGCUCGUUUUGGACAAGGGACAGAUCGCAGAGUUCGACACACCGACUAACCUGAUGGCUCAGAAAGGAAUCUUCUACGGGAUGGCUAAAGACGCGGGUCUGGCGUGAGCCGCUAUGCUGUAAACCGCAGUGCCUUCACACAGUAUCACACACACACACAAUGCCAGUGAAUGUAAUGUUGUUUGGUUUUUACUCAACAGCGAAAGCUACAUCUAGGAUCUUUUAUUGUUUUUACAUUAUUGUUGUUUUUUCUAUGACUACAGUGCCACUGUUACUGAAUGAGUCGUUUCAUGAUGAAGCAGUCUAUUUUUGUACUGUAUUAUUUAAGUCACUUUUUGAAGUUGUUCAAUAGGGAAGAUUUCUGCUCAGUUACAUGCGUGAUUCCUUUUGUAAACCAAAUCUGUAAAAACUUGAAUUCUGUUACCAGAAUUGGAGUAUUGUUGCAUUUAUUAAAAAAAAAAGUAAUUUCUAUGUGUAUUUUGGAAAUUCUGUGUCCAAAAGCCGUUUAGAUUUUUUCAUUACACUCAUAAACUUCAUUUUUGUAGUGACAUACAGCAGGAA